GGACAGGAAGCGCCGCCGAUCACAGUCUGUGAUCGGACCGCUCUAGAUGAGACAGAAACCCGACGGGAGGAGGAAGUGGUGGGUAAGUGCUUCCGGGUCUUCUUGCGUAGACUCCGCCAUCUUCCCUUCUAUUGAUUUGACCCGCUUAUUUUGUUUUGUUUUAUUUUUCCUCUUGACAACAUUGCUUUGUACGCCGUGCGCUAUACGUAGCCUCCCUCCCCCCCUCUGGUUCAAACUCUGGUCUGAACAAGUCAGCAUCCCGUUUCUCGGGAUCGUGUAAAUUGUGACGGGGAAGGGAGAGGAAAAGAAAGGGAAUUGGCGUGUUGAGCCUCGUGGGCCGCCGUUGUCUCGGGCGUUCGUUUCACACUGCCUGUAGGGAGUUGUAGUCCUGGACCGGGGGUGCCUGGGAGGCGGGAGAGGGGCCGGGGUUUCUCGGAGCCUGAUCCACGCGGGCCGGGUCCGGGGGCCUCCCGCUUGGAGUCGUGGGAACUGCAGGUCUCACCCGGAGAGACGCCGCACGCGGAGCCCGCGCCGCUGCCGUUGCCAGCCGGCUACCGGGCCGAUUCCAGAGUGGAACUGAGUAUUUGAAAUAUUUCAACCAUGACUAAAAGAGAAGCAGAGGAGCUGAUAGAGAUUGAGAUUGAUGGAACUGAGAAAACAGAAUGUACAGAGGAAAGCAUUGUGGAACAAACCUACACGCCAGCUGAAUGUAUAAGCCAGGCUAUAGACAUCAAUGAGCCGAUAGGUAAUUUAAAGAAAUUACUAGAACCACGAUUGCAGUGUUCUUUGGAUGCUCAUGAAAUUUGUCUUCAAGAUAUCCAGCUGGAUCCAGAACGAAGCUUAUUUGACCAGGGAGUAAAGACAGAUGGAACUGUACAGCUUAGUGUACAGGUAAUUUCUUACCAAGGAAUUGAGCCAAAGCUAAAUAUCCUUGAAAUUGUUAAAACUGCGGAAACGGUUGAAGUGGUGAUUGAUCCAGAUGAACACCAGGCUGAAGCAGAAGCCCAUCUUGUUGAGGAAGCCCAAGUGAUAACCCUUGAUGGUACAAAACACAUCGCAGCAAUUACAGAUGAAACCUCAGAACAAGUAACACGAUGGGCUGCUGCACUGGAAGGCUACAGGAAGGAACAGGAACGCCUUGGGAUACCCUACGAUCCUAUUCAGUGGUCCACAGACCAAGUCCUGCAUUGGGUGGUUUGGGUAAUGAAGGAGUUCAGCAUGACUGAUAUAGACCUCACCACACUCAACAUUUCGGGAAGAGAAUUAUGUAGUCUCAGCCAAGAAGAUUUUUUUCAGCGGGUUCCUCGGGGAGAAAUUCUUUGGAGUCAUCUGGAGCUACUUCGAAAAUAUGUAUUGGCAAGCCAGGAACAACAGAUGAAUGAAAUAGUUACAAUUGAUCAACCUGUGCAAAUUAUUCCAGCAUCAGUGCAAUCUGCUACACCAACUACCAUUAAAGUUAUAAAUAGUAGUACAAAGGCGGCUAAAGUACAAAGAGCUCCAAGAAUUUCAGGAGAAGAUAGAAGCUCACCUGGGAAUAGAACAGGGAACAAUGGUCAGAUCCAACUGUGGCAGUUUUUGUUGGAACUUCUUACUGAUAAGGAUGCUCGAGACUGUAUUUCUUGGGUUGGCGAUGAAGGCGAGUUUAAGCUAAAUCAACCUGAACUGGUUGCACAGAAAUGGGGACAACGUAAAAAUAAGCCUACAAUGAACUAUGAAAAGCUCAGUCGUGCAUUAAGGUAUUAUUAUGAUGGGGAUAUGAUUUGUAAAGUUCAAGGCAAGAGAUUUGUAUACAAGUUUGUCUGUGACUUGAAGACUCUUAUUGGAUACAGUGCAGCAGAACUGAACCGAUUGGUCACAGAAUGUGAACAGAAGAAACUUGCAAAGAUGCAGCUCCAUGGAAUUGCUCAGCCAGUCACAGCUGUAGCCCUGGCUACUGCUUCUCUACAAACAGAAAAAGAUAAUUGAGUAAGGCCCAGGACUUUCUGGGAAACUAAGGUCUUUCUUAAAUAUUUAGAGCAAGCAGUUGCUCUUACCUUUAUUACUAAAUUUGAAUCUUCUUUUAUUUCUAGAUUGUACAAUCCGAUGCAUGAUUUUUUUUAUAAAUAUUUCAUACUCUUGUGAAUUUGGAUCUUUUUACUUUGAGCAUAUAUUUUACAAAAUGCAUAUGUUAAAGGAUCGCUACAACUAUCUGCAGGGAAAGCAGGUUCCUUGUGGGAUAGUUGGUUAACAGUCAGAAAAGCUAAAGUGGUCAGUAUUAAUGCCUAGCCCUACCAAAAAUAGCCAGUAGCACCUGAAGAUAAAAAAGGUGACGCGUCUCCAGGAAACAGUCUGGCUUAUCUGUUUUUUUAAAUACUGCUGUUUCCCUUCUCUGCUACUUUAGAUGUUGCUUUACAUAGAACCAGAAAAUGGACUCGCUAAGCUAAAGCAUGUAUGCCUGUUUCAUCUAAUCAAGCAGAGUUAAGAUGUUCAUAGAGGAUAAAAUUAUAAUAAUAACAAAUUACUAAACUAAGAUUAUGAGGUUAUUAAAAUAAUUUACCUAUUUGCAAGAAAAGCAUGAUAAGUUGACUGGCAAAAGAGCAGUGCUGAAGAAGAAUGAGAUCCAGGUUUAAAUCUAGUUUAAGCCAUUACUGAUGGUUUUCUGUGAAGAUGAUUCAUUGUGUUAGACCAAGAAUUUAAGUUAUUUUGAGAGAGGCAUUCUAAUAAAACAGCUAUUGCAAAAAAAAAAAAUCUGAAUUUAUCUCUGUUUUUCCUGUCAGAGAUUAUAAAAGCCAAAAGAAGUAUACCUCAGCUAGAAAAUAAAUUUGGUAUAGUUUGGUAUAAUGCCUUUAAAAAAAUAUAUAUUACUCUGUAGCCAGCUCAUGUAGCACCACUCAUGUAUUCUGAUAAGUUAAGUAUUUUAGGUCAGGUAACCCUUUCAAGAUGUUAGUAAGUUACUUUAAAUGUUUAUGAGAGGGAAACCUAGUCUCCAUUAUUGGCAGUCUUCUCUUUAAAGAAAAACUUCCCCCUUCCUUAUUUUUUUCCUUUUGAAUCAUAUAUGUAUGUACAAAUAUCUAUUAUAUGUCCAAUUGACCAUACCUAUACACAUAUAUAUAUGAAGGCUUAAAAAUAUUCAAAAGGACAAUUAUUAAAUUACUUUUAGUUAAAUAAUCUGUAUGUGAAAUUCCUUACUACAAACUAACACUAAACAGAGAUAGCUUUAAAAAAAAAAGUCUCUCAUUGUUUCUACAAUGUCAUGUGCAAGUCAAAUGUGAGACUGGGUAGAGCUUUUGUAGCAGAAAGGCCACUCCGAAGAUAAUCCUUUCUAUACCUCUCUUAUCAUUUCCUUUGAAAUUCAUCCCCAGAGCAGCUUUAGAAGUUGCUUUUCACUGUUGAUUAGGAGGGGUCAGGUACUGCCAGCACUAAGCGGUGCCUUAAAUGAGCACGAUAGUCAGAAUCUUAGGGACGGGAAGACAAGGCAGGUCUGAUUUCCUUAUCUGGUAACUUUAAGUCAUUUUCAAUACUCGCUACAGGAUUUCAAACUGCACUGUUACUUCAUUUAUACUGUAUAAGGCCGUUAAGAUUCUGUAGUAAAUACCUAACAAAAAUUAAAUCUGUAUCUUUCAUUUAUACCUUUUUAUAAGUACAGAAAGCUGAUUGACGAAUUAUUAGCACUCAUUUGGGCACCAUGGCUUUAAGAAUGUUCAAAUAGAAUGUUACAACAUGUAACAGUAUAUAGAAACCCCUAACAUCUGGUCACAGUAGCAGCUAUCAAAGUUUUGCACCAUCCCUUUAAGUCAUAUGGAAUUGAUAAGUCAUUUCUUGUUUUAAAAGAAAAUACUAAAGUAUAAUCUGGUAUCUCAAGAGCUUAAGAAUCUUGACUUUUAGAUUUGAAAUUCUUUUGAUACAUUAUGUUUUAGCAAAGAAGACAACAGAUUUUAUAUCUCAAAUUCCUUGUAUGUGUUUUGAAGGAAAGGAAUAAAAACAAACUUUUUUCUCCUUUAAGCAUUCUUCAGAUGCUUUUUAUCUUUUUUUGUUAAACUGUUUUCCCCCUUGGGAAGUUUUUGUUUCGUUCUUUGUUGUGUGAAGAGUUGUGGAGUGUGUUUAGAUGCUCCUUAUUUUUCACUUCUCCCACCAUCUCACCAUCAUUUUAUGCACCAUUACAGCUGACAUGUCUCAUUUUUCCAAUUGAUUUAAGAAGCAUUUUCAGUACUAUGUCUCAACGGAAAAAUGAAAUAUUCUGUUGCCCUUAUUGAGGUGACAGUUUCCUAUUAACCGUAACUGUUAAGAAACUAUAAUUCAUGCUUAGUUGUUUUUUUUCCCCCUGUAGAAUGAUAUAUUCAAGGAAAACAGACAUAUUGUUGAUCAUCUUUUGUACUGAGUACAAAAUAAUGAAAUGUUCACUUUUGUCUUAAAGCUGUCUUUUUUCUUGCGAAGUUUAUAUUUGACCAACUUCCAUACUGUCUUGCUAGCUUGAAAGUUUGUGUUGGCACUGGAAAAAAUCAAACACAUAACACAGAAUUGCCAUGUGUGGUUGAUCUUCACAUACAUCAAUUGAUUCCAUUCAUUUUGGUAUCAAUCUGUGUCAAAUUAGGAAAAUUAAUUGUUUUUUCCCUGGAUGAACGGUAAUACCCCAGUAUGAUAUUUCUUUUUAAGGGCUGUGCCUCCACAUAUUUUUGGUGAGGUCUGCUGUUUUCUGCAUUCAUCAUUUUUGCUACUUUUAUAAAGAACUAUGUAUCUUUGAAAUAGCACAAGAAUGUUUAAAAAUUCUUAAUUACAAAAGCAGCUUAAUGUCUUUAGACCUAAAGCAUAUAAAAAUAUGGAUACUUCAAUAUUUCAUUAGUUUCCAGGAAAAAAAAAUACUCGCAAUCUUUUGUAAAAGGAGGAGGAUUUUUGCAUACAUUUUUACUCUUUAAAUAAAGACGCUUAUACUCUCAUAAUAACAA
This is a messenger RNA of Perognathus longimembris pacificus (Pacific pocket mouse), 4922 nucleotides long. It is a transcript of the gene Gabpa, whose product is annotated as GA binding protein transcription factor subunit alpha. Bases 601 to 1965 code for a protein of 454 amino acids. Gene Ontology annotation, molecular function: DNA-binding transcription factor activity, RNA polymerase II-specific; sequence-specific DNA binding. The transcript has 10 exons. The record is from RefSeq and is a predicted model, not a curated record. NCBI's taxonomy places the organism in Eukaryota, Metazoa, Chordata, Mammalia, Rodentia, Heteromyidae. Gene Ontology annotation, biological process: cell differentiation; regulation of transcription by RNA polymerase II. Gene Ontology annotation, cellular component: nucleus.